Alosa alosa (allis shad) is the source of this 2728-nucleotide messenger RNA. RefSeq names its product MOB kinase activator 2. NCBI's taxonomy places the organism in Eukaryota, Metazoa, Chordata, Actinopteri, Clupeiformes, Clupeidae. Gene Ontology annotation, molecular function: protein kinase activator activity. The transcript is spliced from 5 exons. Gene Ontology annotation, biological process: positive regulation of protein phosphorylation; signal transduction. The record is from RefSeq and is a predicted model, not a curated record. Bases 460 to 1179 code for a protein of 239 amino acids. Gene Ontology annotation, cellular component: cytoplasm; nucleus.
UCACACACUAACUAGCCGGCGCUCAGACUGUAACAUUUCAGUUGCAGUUUUUAGCCCUGGACACACAGCUGAAGUCUGCCGUCUGGAUUACUGGAGCUACUGAGUGUGUCUGUGUGCGAGUGUCUGUAUGAGCGUUUAGUGUGUGUAUGUGUGUGUGAGUUUCUCAGUGCCAGUGCUCAGUGUGUGUGAGUGUGAGUGUGAGUGCCAAACUAUCCGUGUGAUUGUGUGUGCGCUAGUGUUGUUUUUUCUUUGUUGUGUUUGGUACUGUGAGUGUCGGCAAGUGUCUUUGUGUAUGAAUGUGAGUAUGUGUGCCUCUGUGUUUGGGGCUAUUUUGUUUGAGUGAGUAUGUCGAAUAGAAGGUGUGUGUGUCUGUAAACAUAUGUGUCCUCCUCUUAUGGGCCUGGCAAAGUCGGCCUCCUGUCGUGUGUGUGAGUGUGUGAGUGUGUGUGGCUUUGUUAAAUGGGGGGUUGCCAGAGUUACUCUGGUGCGGCGGAGAGUGACGGGGCACACACUUACGCCAACACUCAUGCGAUCAACCUCAACGACGUCAGCCUCCUCAAUCUGAAGAAUAAUAAUUGGCAGGCUCCUCUGUGUGGAGAUAAGAAGCCGUACCUGCGUCCAGAGUGUGUGAGCGAGAGAAUCACGCAGAGCAGCACUGAGCUCUUCACAUUCAGCGCCUUGCCACAUGGCUUAGACCUCAAUGAAUGGAUGGCCACAAACACUAUCUCAUUCUUCCAGCUGGUGACUCUCAUCUCCAGUGCUCUGUCUGAGCUCUGCACCUCCACGUCCUGCCCAACAGCCAGUGGACCUGGAGACAGGGUGUACUUUUGGAAAGAUGAGUCUGGAAGGAAAUUGAAGUGUUCAGCUCCUCUCUACACUGAUUACGCCCUGUCCUACAUCCAGGAACUACUGUCAGAUGAGGACGUGUUUCCCGUCAGGGCAGACGCCGAUUUCCCAGCUGGUUUCAUCUUCCUGGUGCAGAAGGUUUUCCUGCUGAUGUUCCGCACUCUGGCUCACCUGUACUCUGCCCACUACACACAGCUGGUCGCCAUGGAGAUGCACCCGCACCUGAACACUGUCUUCACGCACCUGGUGCUCUUCUGCCAGAGCUUCCAGCUGCUAGAGCCGCAGGAAAUCGAACCACUGCAGGACCUCAUCACAGCGCUCACACACAGCUAGCACACACACUCUCACACACACACACACAUGCAUAGCUAAAACACUUACAUAAACACACACACAGCUAACACAUAACCCCUCCCCCCCGCACACACACUCACAUACACAAAACACACACACACACACACACACACACACACAUACUCACAAAUACACACACGACGCCUUGACUGAAGAAUGGACAGGAUGUUAUAAUUCCCAAUGACCUUUUUGUACUCUCUGAUCGGGUGCUUCUCUGGAUCUUCUCCAUCUCUGUCCCUGUUUUCAUUUGAAAGCUUCAGGGUUGCGUUUUUGUGUGGACAAACAGAAAUGGAGACUUUUGAAAACGAGGACACAGAAACCCAUGCUCACUUUCCGACUGGGUCUUAAAAGUCACAUGUACUCACCUUGAUUCAGAACUCUCCAUUCAUGUGACCCUUUUCCAGAAGAAAGCAAAUGUGAUUCAGGCGUGUCGUAUUAACGCUGAUAGUUUCAGAAACAGAGCUGGAAACACUGGUGUGGACAAAGAUCAUCACAAUAGUUUGAGAAAGCAUUAAGGGUCAUUCACACCAAGAACGAUAACGAUAAUUGUAACUAUAACCAUAACAACCAUAACCAUAACUAUAACCUUUCACUCUGAACAACGAUAAACAAAGUCUCUCCUUGUGUUAAUGAAUGUGACGGCUAAAAUUUGAUGGGUUCUGAUUGGCUAUUAGCUUUUUAUCGUUCUCAAAAUCGCGAGUGACCCCCAACGAUAUUGUUAUUCAUGUUGUUAUCGUUUUAGUUUUCAUUUCGAUAUCAUUAUUCAUGUCGUUAUCGUUUUAGUUUAUGUGUGAACAACGUCAUUCAUAUUAAUGAGAACUGUUUGAUUAUAGUUAUUGUUAUCCUUAUCGAUUGUGUGAAUGACCCUUUAGUGUGGACAUAGCCUCUAUCCAAUGCUCUGAUGACAAACAGAAACAGCUCAGUGGCCAGUGUGAGAUGCUAAAGAAGAACAUGGGUGUAUCAUGAAUAGCAUGUUUUGUACAUCCAGACAUGCAGUACAAUACACAUUAGGAUAAAUCCACCCUAAAUGUGGAUAGAAUGAUUUGUGUUUUUACUACUUUUCAAACUUUGAAAACCACUCCCUCAUGAGGACAGAGCACACUGCAUCCCAGCUGACCUCAGUGGAAAUGCCACUGCUUUUGUCCUGUUGAGGAUGGGUUUUAACCAGGACAACACAGCCCUGUAUGUGUCCAUCUGCACAGCAGUCCCCUGCAUCCAGCACUGGACUCAUUAUGCAUCACACUGCAGAGGACCGCUCACUGUGUCCCGACUGUCACCAAGUUCUGACACACACACACACACACACACACACACACACACACACACACACACACACACACACACACACACACACACACACACACACACACCGAGAGGGGCAGGGAGAGGAGCAGAUAAUUCAGAUACACAGGACCUGUUCAUCCAGGAAGAAAAGUGCACCUGCUUUCGCAAAUAUACAGUACAUCCCUGUCCAAAAGCUCUCUCUCUCUUUCCCAUACACAUACACAUACACACACACACACACACA